Molecule: messenger RNA, 4243 nt
Organism: Spodoptera exigua (beet armyworm)
Lineage: Eukaryota; Metazoa; Arthropoda; Insecta; Lepidoptera; Noctuidae
Source: the annotation of a GenBank genome assembly
AUGUUUCUUCUCGUACAAAUAUUUCGCUUACUAAAAUUGUGUAUAAUAUUUCAACAGUAUAAUCGAACGGGUCUUGGAUGUCAAUGCAACCAAGCAAUCGCAGUGAUCGGCGCGGGAGGUGGCGCUGCCGGCGUAAAAGGCGUGUUCCGUACGUGGAACUGGCCGCACAUGCCUGUGCGCAUCUUUACGUACCGCGUCGGUGGAGACGCCGCCGCUGGACAUAAUAUGAAGGACAUGGCGUGCACUAAUAAAGGUUUUUACGUGACAAUAAACGAGCACUCGGAGAUUAAAUCGAAAGUGCUGCACUUCGUGGAAGUGUUGGCGCGGCCGCUUGUCAUGUACCAGACCAUGCACCCCGUGCACUGGAGCCCGGCGUACGUCGGCGGAAGGAGCAGCAGUUUAGCUGAUGAUGGCAUGGGACAACUGAUGUCUUCCGUCACCGUACCAAUCUUCGAUAGGAGAAACCACACGCAAAGAGAAGCUAAUUUACUCGGCGUUGUUGGAACUGAUGUACCUAUCGAUCAAAUAAAGAAGCUCGUGCCACCAUACAAGUUGGGUGUAAACGGUUAUUCGUUCAUGGUGGAUAACAACGGGCAUGUAUUGUAUCAUCCUGAUUUGAGACCAUUGCAUACGAACGAGGAAUACACUGAGACGCUGCGUCCUCUGUACUCGAGUGUGGACCUCACCGACGUGGAACUGCUGGUCGACUCUGAUGAGAAUUCUAGGGUCAACCUCACCUCGCUGCUACUCGAUCUUCGUCACGACAUGAUAGAACAGAGGGAAGGUGAGACAGAGAUCGCAGUUAAAGUGCAAUACGACAACAUGCGCCGCGUCGCCACUAGGCGACAGAGGUACUUCUACAGUCCGGUAGAUGGCACUCCGUUCUCACUGGCGGCAGUGUUGCCAGACGGAUACGGCAUGUAUGAGCUGCAGGCGGAACAAGAGGUCAAACAUAGUCCUGUUAAUGUCACGGAAUACUUCAAAGGCGAAAACUGGAAAGUUCAUCCUGACUGGGUGUACUGUGAGUACGCUUCGACAUCAGACCAGACGUUUAACUCCGCGGAGGAGCAACUACUGCACUUCUUGUCGCGCGCGGGGCGGCCCGGCUGGAAGUGGAUGUCACUGAGACCACGGGCACUCACUCUGCACAAUGCGCACAAGAAACAGGAUAGGGACUCUUAUUACUGUGACAAAACUUUAGUGCAAUCAUUAAUUAGGGAUGCAAUGGUAAUCAAAGAAUUGGACGCUCACACUGGACAUGCCAGCCAUCACUCACAGCAAGGAAGGUUCCACAAGUUCGUGGUGACGCUGUCGUUCAUCGCAACACGCAGCGGUCUGCUGCGCUGGACUGAAAAUGUUAACACGUCCAGGAGCACUGAUUCGUCAGAACCACACUUCAGUGAGAGAUACUCUCGCGCAUACGACUCUGAAUGGUAUCGUCGCGCGGUGGAGCACCACGCUAUUGAACCCGAGAGCUUCGUGUUCUCGGUACCCUUCCGUGAUGGGUCAGAAGCUGAGGAGCUGAGUGGCCGCCCCCCUCUAGUGCUGGCCACGCACGCUGUCUUCGUGGAGUCCCGCGGGCACCGCGCACCCGCCGCCGUCGUGGGCCUUCACUUCCAGCUGGACUCUCUAGCUAAACACUUCUUGAACGUCACUUCAGCAUGCACAGCUGGUACUUCUUGCAAGAAGACAUGCGCGGGCGACGAGUUGGACUGCUAUAUUUUGGAUGACAACGGCUUCAUCAUUUUGUCAGAGGACGUCUCACAAACUGGUCGGUUCUUCGGACAAGUCGAUGGUACUAUUAUGGAUUCCCUAGUACAGGAUCGAAUAUACAAAAAGGUCGUUGUACACGAUCAUCAAGGUCGAUGUCCGGAUUCCAGAAACUCAUUUAGUGGCGACGGUCACAAAAUUUCGCCUCUGAAACCGCUGUCUUGGCUCGGCGGAUACCUCACUAGUCUGCUUGCCGUAUGGUUCCCACUGUGGGAGCCAGUACGUGCACGAGCCAGGCCAUACGCUGAGGAAGAAGUUGAUUACGAGGACUACGAAAGCGAAGAUAUGGAAAAUGAUGAUGACUUGGACAGGGAUCGUGGUACAUAUGAGAUCAUAAUCGAUGGGUUGGGUGAGAGUUCCCGUGACACCGGCCGGGUACACCCGGGCCCGCCGCCCCCCUCGAGCGGGGGCGUGCCGCCUCCCCCGCCCCGCGAGGCUGCCCGCUCGGCCGCCGUGCGACCCUGCGACACCAGCGCAGAGCUGUUCACACUGCAGUCCUCACGACUCAACACGGCACAACCACUCAAGGGCAAGCUCACUAAUUGCCAUAACUCUGGCUGCGAGAGGCCAUUCAGCGUGCAGAAGAUCCCGCACAGCAACCUGAUCCUGCUGGUGGUGGACACGCUGUGCCCGUGCGGCGCCAAGCGGCUGGACGUGCGAGCGCGCGAGGCGGCGGCGCGCGCCCCCUGCCGCCGCCACACUGCCCACCACCGCCGCCGUCCCGCACACUGCGGCUCCUACCAUCCUGAGGUAACCUUACACACUCCAACAAUUUUUUAUGGAAAUCGAGAUCCAGUCAUGUGGUCGCGGCGGUCGGUUGCUCCCAGCAGUGUGGGCGGUGCUGUCCCCGCUGCUCCUGCGCCAGUUAGUGAGCACGUGACUGCGCGUGCGCACCUAAUGUUGUACCACCGUGCGGCGCACAGCGCUCGGAACGCCGGCGAGUCGUGAAACUCUCUGUACCCCACUCAGUUUCAGUAAACCGGUCGAUUAUUUCAAUGUUAUCUCUUAGUUUCACGACAUCUCCAGGGAAGCUUCAUCCGAAUAUGGCGUUCAAGUAUUCUUGCGAGUGAUAUGAGUGGAGUGGAGUGCGGUCUGUAUGUAUGCGGUGUAUGUCUGUCUCUUCUCAGUCGCUCCAGCCGCCGAGUGGCCGGCGGUGAUUGCGUCAUGGGGCCGAUGUAAUUGUGCCACCAUGCGACUCACCGCCGGGUACCCGGUACCCGGUACCUACACUCAGCUGCUGGAGCGUUUAAUGAGGGGCUUACAGUUUUGAUCAAUUUUACCGACUGAAGUUUUGGUCCGACCAAGUGAACUUUUGAUCUUGUUUUGAGACAGGAUUAUAGUCGAGUUAGGGUACGAUUAUUGAAAUAUUUUCUCCUCUCUGUUAAGUUGUCACUUUCAUAUUGUAACUGAUGCGGACGCAUGCGGUAAUAGGUAGGUAACGAAUAUCUUGUUAAAUUUAAAUUGAAGAUUAUCACAAACUUGGAGAUCUUAUAAAUUAUAGCUAAUGUUAAUAGGUAUUGAAAGAUAAUUAAUGUAAAAUAUUAAUAUCGUUUAACAGUUUUAGAAAAAUUUACCUAUGUUGAGACCUAAUUCGAUUUUAUUUCUUGAUAUCUGUCAUUCAAUUUUAUCGCAAACUUAUUGAAUAGUUGCAUAGGGGUUGAUGUAAAUAAGAAAUUAUUUGUUUGUAGAGAGAUUUCUUUGCUGAGUUUAUGUGUGCCUGUGUAAUGUAUCAGUCGUUGUGUCGUAGAGCAGACGUCGCGGCGCCGCCCGCACUGCCAUACUGGGGAACAAACCUAGAGGUAUUGUAGCUCGCUGAAGUCGCGCCCGCCGGGGCCGCGCGUUCCGGGCGCCACGACGCCUGUCUCUCUGACGACUUUCCAUUUUAGUCGUUAGUGAUUUUCUCGCCUAAUCUUCGAGUAAUGUCGUAAAGAAACUGUAAACAGUUUCGUAUUUUUAUUGUAAAUAUUUUACUAACUUAAAUGGCCUAUUACAAUUUUAAGAAAGUGUGUUGCUAUAAUAUAGGUCGUUCAAAUUCGACUUCUGCUGUCGUCAAUAUCAACAUCGUCAUAUCGAUCUGUAACAAUAAUUGUUUGCAUAUCAUAAUGUUCUCUUUCGAUUGUUUCAAGUUGAAAGGAAAAGGCCUCUGAACAUCGGAUAAGUACUGACACUACUUUCAUACGUAAAUUUCAAAUUUCGGAGUAUAAGAGAAUAAGCGUAUUUACCUAUUAACUUGUUUGUACCUAACCUAAAUGUGAAUGUUACAUAGGAGUAAUGAUCAAAUCCACAUACUUACAUUAAAUAGUUUUAUAUAUCAUACCUAUUUAUUGAAUAGUCAUUAAUGUACACGAGUAUACGGCUUGCUAUUGUCCGUUAUAAGUGUCCCAAUAUUUGAAACAGUGUAAAACCCCGUACAGAUAUUCCUAAAGCACAUAGCCAGAGUUAGAGAUUGAGUGCCAAACCACUAUGAUACAAU